Molecule: messenger RNA, 2220 nt
Organism: Phytophthora infestans T30-4
Lineage: Eukaryota; Oomycota; Peronosporomycetes; Peronosporales; Peronosporaceae
Product: serine protease family S15, putative
Exons: 1
Coding region: 1-2220 (739 amino acids)
Molecular function (GO): dipeptidyl-peptidase activity
Source: RefSeq, a predicted model, not a curated record
AUGGCGGAGGCUGCAGCUGCAGCUACCGGUCAGCCCCAGGCGGCGGCCAACACCAAGUAUUACAUGAAGAACGCUGUGUUCUCCAUGAUCUCGCUGUAUCUAGCGCACCAGUUCGCCGGCUACAUCUCCAAUCGCGAAGACCCCAUCGCUUGCGACCUGCACGUGAACGACCACUCGUGGUUCGGUGAGAGGCGCUACGAGUCGCUGCGGUUCUUCGACCCCAAGAAGACUCACCACGAGACGCAGUACGUGGCCAUGCGUGACGGUGUCGACCUGGCGGUGGACUCGUAUCUGGCCGACUACCUCUGGGAAAAGCAGCAACAGGUGCCCACUGUGCUCUUCCCCACACGUCACGGCCGUGGCUACACGCUCGACUUCCCCUUCAACAUGUUCGCACGGUACGAGCGUAAGUUCACCAACCCACGCGUCAACGCGUACGUGCAACGCUUCGUCACGAACGGAUACGCUUGGGUCUCGGUGGAUGUGCGCGGUACUGGCGCCUCGGCCGGCACGAAGGCGUUCGACUUUGCCGACGCUGAAGUGCAAGACGCUUACGACGUCAUCGAGUGGAUCACCAAGCAGCCGUGGAGUAACGGAGACGUCGCUGUCUUCGGCCAGGGACUGGACGGAGUCGGUGCUCUCCUUGCAGCUGCUAGUGGCCAUCCCGCGCUCAAGGCGGUCUCGGUGAACAGUGCGCCUGUCGAUGUCUUCCAGGACGCGCUGUUCCCUGGAGGCGUAAAGAACGACAAGGCUCUGAGCGACUGGGCGUCGUUCACAGGCGCCACCGAUCGGCAGAUUCGCUGGAACAACAUCCCCACGUUUAAACCCCGUCUUAUGCUCAAACAUUUCGGUGGUGAAGUCUACCGUGUGGACGAGGAUGACGCGAAGUUCGAUAAUUACAUUUAUCAGCACUCGAAGAACCCGGAUCUGGCCAAAGAACUUAAAGACGUGCACUUCCGUGAUGAUAAACUGGCUUCCGUUGGGGUAACAGCAGAGCAACUGGAUGCCAUCCGCCAUCUCGGUGCAAUUGCCGCCUCUGGCGUCGCCUUGCAGACAUCCGCUGGCUUCUUUGACAUGGGCGUGGCUCGCUCUAGUAUCCUACUGUUUCAAUACCUGACCAACACUCUGGAUGCCGACACGGCUUCGUUGCUACCGAAGCUGCCGAAGGAGGCGCUGGAAGCCAUUGAGAAGGACGCCGCACACCACCGACUCACACUUGGACCUUGGAGUCACGCGGGUGUGGACAACGCCGAUCCGUUCGCUCAGUCCAAGCAGAAAUGUUUCUACCACUUGGACGAAGUGAGUCGCUUCUUCGACCACCACAUGUAUACUAACCGUCGUAAGAUCACUAAGAUCGAGGACGAACUACCUGUGCACUACUUCACUAUGGCGCACAACCGCUGGAAGGAGGCGAGUUCGUGGCCACCGUCGUAUCUCAGUGACGAGACGUUCUACCUUGGCGCCAACAACGAGUUCCAGCCCUCACCAGAGAGUGAAACGCGCACACUGAGUCACAAUGUCACGGUGAAGCCAACACUGGGCGCAGUGUCGCGCUGGAACAUGCUGGACCACCUCUUCGGUCUGCGUCCCAUGUACUACCACGACCGCACGCCUCUGGCGGACCACUACGCUACGUUUCUCACCCCUGAGUUGCCUCUAACGGAGAUCACGGGCGAAGCGGAACUGCGUCUCUUCUUCUCAGUAGACCAGCCCGACGUGAACCUUGUGGCGUAUCUGGAAGAUGUGGACUACACCGCUCCGUUCCCGAACGAGAACAAGCGUCCAGGCGUCACGUACAUCACUGAGGCCUUGCUGAACCCUGUACACAAGACUAUCCGCCCAGACUCGAGUGUGCACUCGUUCAAGCGCGCAGACUCGCGUAAGAUCGUGCCUGGUCAAGUAUACGAGGCUGUUUUCCGCUUCCAGCCGACCUCGUACGUUGUGAAACGCGACCACCAGCUCCGCGUGUCUGUGGGUGUUGCCAGUCCGCCGGAUUUCGGUCCGGCUGGCGAGAAGGAGGCCACAGAGCUUACUAUCCACUUCGGAGGCGCCUACCCUACCAAGCUUACUCUUCCGUCGUAUACAGGUGUAUACAAUGCCAAUGUGGUACCUCGCGCUGAAGUGGUGGACGACCUGGAGUUAAUCCCGACGGAAUCUACUGAGAAACCCUCGGAUCAGGACGAAGUGGACGAGUUCGCUGAGGUCAAGGACGAAUUGUAG